Messenger RNA from Pipistrellus nathusii (Nathusius's pipistrelle), 1473 nucleotides. The record is from the annotation of a GenBank genome assembly. NCBI's taxonomy places the organism in Eukaryota, Metazoa, Chordata, Mammalia, Chiroptera, Vespertilionidae.
AUGAUAGCCACUGGUGGAGUGAUAACCGGCCUGGCCGCCUUGAAAAGGCAAGACUCUGCCAGAUCACAGCAUCAUGUUAGCCUCAGCCCGUCGCCCGCUGCCCAAGAGAAGAAACCAGUCAGGCGUCGGCCAAGGGCCGAUGUUGUGGUUGUUCGAGGCAAAAUCCGGCUUUAUUCCCCCUCUGGUUUUUUCCUCAUUUUAGGAGUGCUUAUCUCCAUAGUUGGAAUUGCAAUGGCGGUCCUUGGGUAUUGGCCCCAAAAAGAACAUUUCAUCGACGCUGAGACAACACUGUCCACAAACGCCACUCAGGUCAUUCGGAACCAGAGUGGCGUGGUGGUUCGCUUCUUCGAGCAGCAUUUACAUUCUGACAAGAUGAAGAUGCUUGGCCCUUUCACAAUGGGGAUUGGCAUUUUCAUUUUCAUUUGUGCUAAUGCCAUCCUUCACGAGAACCGUGACAAAGAAACCAAAAUCAUACACAUGAGGGACAUCUACUCCACAGUCAUCGACAUCCACACGCUAAGAAUCAAGGAGCAAAAGCAUAUGAAUGGCAUCUACACGGGUCUGAUAGGAGACACGGAAGUAAAACAGAAUGGGAGCUCCUGUGCCUCGAGACUGGCAGCGAACACCAUUUCCUCUUUCUCGGGUUUUAGGAGCAGUUUUCGGAUGGACAGCUCUGUCGAAGAGGAUGAGCUUGUGCUAAAUGAAAAGAGUUUGGGGCAUCUUAUGCCGCCUUUGCUCUCCGAUAGCUCUGUCUCUGUCUUUGGCCUGUACCCAUCUCCUUCCAAGACAACUGAUGAUAAGACCGGUGGCCCUAAGAAAUGUGAGACCAAGUCCAUUGUGUCCUCAUCCAUCAGUGCUUUUACAUUGCCUGUGAUCAAACUUAAUAAUUGUGUGAUCGAUGAGCCCAGUAUAGAUAACAUCACCGAGGAUGCGGAGACCCUCAAAAGUAGGUCGAGGAAUUUGUCUAUGGAUUCCCUUGUGGUCCCUUUGCCUAACACCAAUGAGUCCUUCCAGCCAGUCAGCAUGAUGCUCCCUCGGAAUAAUUCCGUUGGGGAGUCCUUGUCUAGUCAGUACAAGUCCUCUGUGGCCCUUGGACCUGGGCCUGGGCAGCUCUUGUCUCCUGGGGCUGCUAGAAGACAGUUUGGGUCCAACACAUCUUUGCAUGUGCUCUCAUCACAUUCAAAAUCCUUAGACUUAGACCGAGGUCGCUCCACCCUAACUGUUCAGGCAGAACAACGGAAACAUCCAAGUUGGCCUCGGUUGGAUCGAAGCAACAGCAAAGGAUAUGUGAAACUGGAGAACAAAGAGGACCCAAUGGAAAGGUUGCUUGUGCCCCCAACUGCAAUCAAAAAAGACUUUACCAAUAAGGAAAAGCUGCUUAUGAUCUCAAGAUCUCACAAUAAUUUGAGUUUUGAACAUGAUGAGUUUUUGAGUAACAACCUAAAGCGGGGGACUUCUGAAACAAGGUUUUAA